AUGAAGGACCUAAAAGGAAACCCUCUACGAUUGACAUCUCUCAAUCACGUAUCUUUGGUUUGUAGAUCAGUCGAGGAUUCAAUCGAAUUUUACACCAACAUUCUUGGAUUCGUCCCUGUCAGGAGACCUGGUUCUUUCGAUUUCAGUGGAGCUUGGUUAUUCAGCUAUGGCAUCGGGAUACAUUUAUUGCAGUCCGAAAACCCAGAAAAUAUGCCCAAAAAAACAGAGAUCAAUCCAAAGGAUAAUCACAUCUCUUUUCAGUGUGAAAGCAUAGGAACCGUGGAGAAGAAGUUAAAGGAAAUGGAAAUGAAGUACGUGAGGCGGGAGGUGGAAGAAGGAGGAAUAUUCGUGGACCAACUUUUCUUUCAUGACCCUGAUGGAUUCAUGAUCGAAAUCUGUAAUUGCGAUAACCUACCCGUAGUCCCGUUAGCCAUGGUCCGACCAUGUGCCACGGCUAAUAUUCCGACAAAACGUGACCAUAUUUCUCAAGUUUUAUGAUCGGUUCAUCUUAAUUACU
Impatiens glandulifera is the source of this 517-nucleotide messenger RNA. Its product is annotated as glyoxylase I 4-like. The transcript has 3 exons. Bases 1 to 498 code for a protein of 165 amino acids. NCBI's taxonomy places the organism in Eukaryota, Viridiplantae, Streptophyta, Magnoliopsida, Ericales, Balsaminaceae. The record is from RefSeq and is a predicted model, not a curated record.